AUGCCUAAUGACGACCCCGACGGCUUCAGGUAUGAUGAAGACAACGAUGCAACCUACAAGCGUAUCUGUGACGCAUGCCGCAGUAGAUAUGGCCCCAAACAGCCAGGUCGCAAUGACGAUGGCCCUAGGCAGUCAGACAAGGUCAUAGCCAGCCCGAUCACGGUGCUCAGCUUGCCCAGGGAGACACCAACCACCACGAGUAUAAUAACAACACAGACGACGCCUCGCGUUGAAUGGCUACCCCCUCCAGGUCCCGAUGAUAGCGCUACAUUUAGUAGCAAUAAUCCUCAACAGCCGAGCCACGGUGACUUUGACCCCGAACAGCCAAAAAACGAUAUUACCAGUUCGAUCGCAGGGGUCAAACUACCCAAGGAGACGCCAAGCAUCACGAGUAUCCGGAUAACACAGACGAAGCCUCGCGUCGGAUGGUCAACUCUUCCAGGUCCCGACGACGGCACUACCUUUACUUGGUUUACGAAAACAACAACGCAUACCGAGACUGAAACCACCACCACGACGGCAUCCACUACUAUAAGUCUAAGGAAGAGUACAGCAACAUCCACGGGUCUUGGUGAGACCACGGCAACAUCAACGAGUCCGGAGAGGAGUGCAGCGACAUCGAUGGGUUUGACUGAGACUUCAGCAACAUUGGGCCCAGAAGAGACUGACACUCCAACGCCACCAAAGAAAAAACGCUCUUCUGGCCUUCAAACGGCCGGCAUCAUAAUUGCGGUUCUAUUUUUCAUCUUAUUCACCGGUCUGAUCGCCUGGAAAUGCCUUCAACACCGCCAGGAGAUCCAAUUUGUUGAUGAGGGCCAUCAGGAUCCAAUGAGUGAAGCUAGUGGUGUUGGAGGCAGCGCCUUCGACGAUUCAGACUCAGAGGCCGAUGGAGGACAGGCCAGAAAUCUGGUAGCCUCGGUGAGGGACUGGUUCAGAAGGCACCAGUUUCCGUUUCUUCCACCAGAUGAGCCUGAAGAGGAUGACGAGGAACCCGACGACGACGAACCUGAGCCCCAUCCAGUUCCUCCCCCUCCCCCUCCUCCUCCUCCUAUUCCUGAGCAACCAGUUCAAGCUCCCGCUGCUGUAGCGCAUUCAAACAUCCCACCCCGUCCUCCCGCUAUCACAAGACGUCAAGUCCGGGCCCCUUCGGUUCAAGUGCCAACUCCUGACCCACCUCAUAAUCGGAGUAGCUCGAGUGUCUACAGCCAGGACAGCGGAUAUCCAGGGUCGCUCGAAAUACCCAGGCCACUCUCUAUACACAGACCCCGUCCUAGACAGGAAGAACCUCGGCCGCCUCGAGAAUGGAGGACAGCUGGAGAGCCUGUGCAAACUGAACGUUAUGGUUGGGUUUAA
Fusarium subglutinans is the source of this 1353-nucleotide messenger RNA. RefSeq lists its product as uncharacterized. The transcript has a single exon. The record is from RefSeq and is a predicted model, not a curated record. Lineage: Eukaryota; Fungi; Ascomycota; Sordariomycetes; Hypocreales; Nectriaceae. The coding region runs from base 1 to 1353 and encodes 450 amino acids.